CCAUCUUUAGCGGAAGUGGAACUUGUCACUUCCGGGAGGUCACACGUGGAGAGCGGUGCAAGCAAUUUAAGUGACCAUGUCAGACUUUGAAGAUGAUAGUACAUCCGCAUCGGACUCUGACUUUGAUCCAUCUGAGUUGACUGAUAAAGAGCUUCAGCAAGCAUUUGCCGAGGGGAAACUGAAGCCUGGUUUAAAUGUGGUACUGGAGGGUAAAAGGAAAGCUUCCAAUGAUAUAUCCGCUUUGAAGCAGAGUUUAAUAGAUCUGAAAAAAGACAUGCCCUGGUUGGAACGCCUGGAUGUUACCACAGCCCCCGUGUCCGAAAUUCCAGAACACAAUGGAGAGAUGACCCCAAACUCUGACAAUAUUAAUGCAGAGGACGACUUCCAGAGAGAGAUGUGUUUUUACCGGCAGGCACAGGCUGCUGUGCUCUUUGCUCUUCCACGUCUCCAUAAAUUGAAAGUUGCCACCAAGCGACCUGAUGAUUACUUUGCAGAGAUGGCAAAAUCUGACCAGCACAUGCAGAAGGUUCGGCACAAACUUCAAGCCAAACAGACUGCGAUGGAGAAAUCCGAGAAGGCUAAACAGCUGAGAGCACUGAGGAAGUACGGUAAAAAGGUACAAACAGAAGUCUUGCAGAAGAGACAGAAAGAAAAAUCAGCAAUGAUGAAUCAAAUCAAAAAAUACCAGAAAGGUUUCUCAGAUAAAUUGGACUUUCUUGAGGGUGACCAACCUCAGAAAAAAGGUGGUGAAUCUGGAAAAGCACCUCUUCAGAAAUCAAAGAAAGGCCCGAAUGCAAAACGUCGUUAUAAAGAUGAGAAGUUUGGCUUUGGUGGAAGGAAGAAAGGUUUGAAGAGGAAUACUAAAGAGAGUGUAAAUGAUGUGUCCAGCUUCCGUUCCAAUGUGGCCCAUGGAAAAGGUCCUCACAGGCCCGGCAAGAAGGGCGGCAAAAAUGCCAACAAAAGACCCGGUAAGAAGGUCAGGCAGAAGAUGAAGAGCAAAGGCAGAUAAUCGGUGUCUGUCUUGCGAGAGAAGCGCAGUGUUUUACCCAAUUCUCUCCCUCCCCUUCACCCCAUUUUAUGUAACAAGCUCUCUUUGUAUAAAGCACCUCAGUGAGAUCCUCCUUCUCCAGCGGACAAUGUCCAUGUGGAUGAGUGACCUGGAGAUUCACACGUUCUGUUUCUUUUUACCAGCGCGUCUUUUCCUUCCAUAUUGGGACUGUUGCUGUCAGUCUGCCUCACUUUUACUAUCAAGAAAACGUCAUGCACUCACUAGUUCAGCAUUGUGCAUGCAGGCACGUUUUGUGUGACCGCCCAUUAAAGAACAGAGAUGGGCAUUUGCUGUUUAUUGUUUUAUCAGUCGUACGCAGUGACUGGUCUGGAUUCAUUCCGUGUCUCUGCUCCCAUAUUGCCGAGCGGGGCAGCAAGCAGCGUGAAAUGGAUCGCUUACCAUUGUGGGAGUGUGGAUAUGUGCAGACUCUGCAGCUAACUUCUAGUUUAUUCCUCUUCCCUAAUGUCAGAGACUUAAAACUAAAAUGCAGCUGUCUAUAUUGUGACUGCAACCUGCCCGCAUGUACACAUUAUGCGAUUACUAUAAAAUGCCCUGCGUGCUGUAUGAUAGGUAUACCCGGCAUACUUUAAUUCUUAUUACAUUGGUUUUUGUUUAACAUGUUUUGAUUCUGGAAGAAAUCAGAGUAAAAUAGGAUAAUUU
Messenger RNA from Pelobates fuscus (common spadefoot toad), 1708 nucleotides. It is a transcript of the gene EBNA1BP2, whose product is annotated as EBNA1 binding protein 2. The coding region runs from base 77 to 1009 and encodes 310 amino acids. The record is from RefSeq and is a predicted model, not a curated record. Gene Ontology annotation, cellular component: preribosome, large subunit precursor; nucleolus; nuclear periphery. Lineage: Eukaryota; Metazoa; Chordata; Amphibia; Anura; Pelobatidae. The transcript has 10 exons. Gene Ontology annotation, biological process: rRNA processing; ribosomal large subunit biogenesis.